Messenger RNA from Rangifer tarandus platyrhynchus (Svalbard reindeer), 1563 nucleotides. The record is from the annotation of a GenBank genome assembly. Lineage: Eukaryota; Metazoa; Chordata; Mammalia; Artiodactyla; Cervidae.
AUGGAAAACCUCAUGGAAGAAAGCAAUUCAAGAUUACGCUUCAUGUCAGUAGAAAUGGACAGCAGCAGUUUUAUUCAGUUUGAUGUGCCCGAGUACAGCAGCACCGUCCUGAGCCAGCUAAACGAACUCCGCCUGCAAGGAAAACUAUGUGACAUCAUUGUCCACAUUCAGGGUCAGCCAUUCCGAGCCCACAAAGCCGUCCUUGCGGCCAGCUCCCCCUACUUCCGGGACCAUUCAGCACUAAGUACCAUGAGUGGCUUGUCGAUAUCAGUGAUUAAAAACCCUAAUGUGUUUGAACAGUUGCUUUCAUUUUGUUACACUGGAAGAAUGUCCUUGCAACUGAAGGAUGUUGUCAGUUUUCUGACAGCAGCUAGCUUUCUUCAGAUGCAGUGUGUCAUUGACAAGUGCACGCAGAUCCUAGAGAGCAUCCAUUCAAAAAUCAGUGUGGGAGAUGUGGACUCUGUGACCGUCGGUGCGGAAGAGACCUCGGAGAGCCGCAAUGGAGUGAAAGACAGCAGCUUCUUUGCCAACCCAGUGGAGAUCUCCCCGCCAUACUGCUCUCAGGUACGGCAGCCCACCACAAGCAGCGAUCUUCGGAUGGAGACCACACCCAGCAAAGCUCUGCGCAGCAGCCGUUUACAGGAGGAAGGGCACUCGGACCGAGGGAGCAGUGGGAGCGUCUCCGAGUAUGAGAUCCAAAUCGAGGGGGACCAUGAGCAAGGGGACCUGCUGGGGAGGGAGAGCCAGAUCACCGAGGUGAAAGUGAAGAUGGAGAAGUCUGACCGGCCCAGCUGUUCCGACAGCUCAUCCUUGGGAGACGACGGGUACCACACCGAGAUGGUUGAUGGGGAACAAGUCGUGGCCGUGAACGUGGGUUCCUAUGGUUCUGUGCUUCAGCACGCGUAUUCCUACUGCCAGGCAGCCUCACAGCCGGUUGGUGGUGUAUCUGAGGCGUUUGGAAGUUUGAGUAACUCCAGCCCCUCCAGAUCCAUGCUGAGCUGUUUCCGAGGAGGACGGGCCCGCCAGAAGCGGGCCCUGUCCGUCCACUUGCACAGUGAUCUGCAGGGCCUGGUGCAGGGUUCCGACAGCGAGGUCGUGGUGAAUAACCCAGGCUUCGAGAGCAGCCCCAGGGAGAGGAGCGCGCGAGGUCACUGGUACCCGUACAACGAGAGGUUGAUCUGCAUCUACUGCGGCAAGUCCUUCAACCAGAAGGGAAGCCUUGACAGGCACAUGCGACUCCACAUGGGAAUCACGCCCUUUGUAUGCAAGUUCUGCGGGAAGAAGUACACGCGCAAGGACCAGUUGGAGUACCACAUCCGGGGCCACACCGACGACAAGCCGUUCCGCUGUGAGAUCUGCGGGAAGUGCUUCCCUUUCCAAGGCACCCUCAACCAGCACCUGCGGAAAAACCACCCCGGCGUGGCCGAAGUACGCAGUCGCAUGGAGUCCCCUGAGAGAACGGACGUGUAUGCGGAACAGAAACUAGAAAACGAUGCCUCGGCCUCAGAGAUGGCCCUGGAUUCCCGGAUGGAAAUUCACACGGUGUCCGAUGCUCCUGAUUAA